Messenger RNA from Coregonus clupeaformis (lake whitefish), 2385 nucleotides. RefSeq names its product P2Y purinoceptor 3. Gene Ontology annotation, cellular component: membrane. Lineage: Eukaryota; Metazoa; Chordata; Actinopteri; Salmoniformes; Salmonidae. The record is from RefSeq and is a predicted model, not a curated record. The transcript has 2 exons. Gene Ontology annotation, molecular function: oxysterol binding; G protein-coupled receptor activity. Gene Ontology annotation, biological process: G protein-coupled receptor signaling pathway. Bases 461 to 1888 code for a protein of 475 amino acids.
GACUGUGUAACACCGCCAAAGACACAAGGCAGACAGGGAUGCGUUAGAGGAGCCAAAAACAGGUAGAAAGGAGGCAGACCGAAGGUGACUCAUUAUAUCAAGAAAGAGAUAGGCUUUCCAACACAGAGUUUCUUGAUUGGUCAUUUUGUUCUUAUAUAUUCACCAUUUUACCUGUGGUCUUCACUGGUAUCUUCAAACAUAAAUAAAGUUGGGCUUUUUAGUUUAGAGUCUUGAAUUUUUUGGGACUCCGUUUUUCUAACUUGGAGAACAGGGAUAGAGGAAGAGCGCUUUGAACCGCAGAUCAUUUCAACAGGUAAACAGAAUUUGAAUUGUGAAGACAACAUAAGUGAACCUGGGAAUUGGAUCAUCAGAAAUCAAACAGAGGCAACCAGAAGGAACAGUGGAAUGGGAAGAUGAGACAUCACCAUCUCAACUGACACGGAAACACCCAAACAUCACCAUGACAACAACAAUGAUGGACGCCCCUGCGCUCAAUGAUGACAUUAUUGUCGAAGGAGUACACCGCCUCCUUAACUCCUUCUCUGUCAAUCCCUCGCUCCCUCCCUCCUGCAGCAUCGACGAGUCCUACAAGUACAUUUUCCUCCCUCUGUGCUACUCCUUCACCUUCCUCUUCUCUAUCUCCCUCAACUUUAUCAUUCUCUGGCGUUCCUUCAGACGCACCAAGCGUUGGAACGCCUCCCUCAUCUACAUGGUCAACCUAGCCUCCACAGACUUCAUGUAUGGGUUGUCGCUCCCCUUCCUGGUGGCUAGCUAUGUGAUGCGUGACCGAUGGGUCUUUGGGGACUACAUGUGCCGAUUGGUCCGUUUUCUUUUCUAUUUCAACCUGUAUUGUUCUAUAUUCUUCCUGACGUGUAUAUCUGUCCAUCGCUACCUGGGGAUAUGUUACCCUAUGAGGACCAUUACACUGGAGACUAAGAGAGCGGUCAAGGGGACGUGUGUGUUGGUGUGGGGGGUUGUCUUCGCCCUUACGUGCCCCAUAUUCCGGUUCGCCCAAACAGGCCACGUGAUGAGAGGUGUAGGGGGCGAGGCUAUGGCGAUUAACGGUAAUAAUACCGGCACCGUUAGUAGUAACGGUACUGGGGAGGUGGAAACGUAUCAGAACUGUUGGGACGAUGCCAUCGAUAAGGAGUUCCAAGACUAUGUUCCAUAUGGAAUCAUCCUACAUCUUCUAGGGUUCUUUCUCCCGUUCUCUAUCAUCGCCUGGUGCUACUCACAUGUGGUUCUGACAAUAUUCCGGACCCUGCGCUCCCAACCCCAGUCACAGCGAGGCAGAGGAGAGGGAGGAGGAGGUGGGGGACGUGGAGGAGGAAUGAGAGGGAAUGGAGCUGGAGUUGGAGGAGGAGGAGCACUUCAGGGAGGAGGAGAGGGGAUGUCGAUAGUUCUCGGCGCCCACUCUCCAUACGCCCACCGACGGCGUAAAUCCAUCAAGACCAUCAUCACCAUCACACUCCUCUUCGCCCUCUGCUUCUUCCCCUUCCACGUCACCAGGACUAUCUUCCUCGUCCUGAAAGUGAAGAAGGGUGUCCCGUGCCACACCAUGACGAUGGUAUCCAUGUGUUAUAAGAUCACCCGGCCGCUGGCGUCUUUCAACGCCUGGCUCAACGCACUCCUCUACUUCCUCACCAAGGAGAAAGGGGGUGGCGCCCGCUGUUGCCCCCCGCCAGACACUACCGCAGCCAACCAGCAGCACGGGCUCCUCUGGCCACUGAGGAAGCUGGGAAGAGCAGGAGACGAGGAGGAGGGGGGCAACAGGGGCGAGGAGGGGGGCGUGGUCAAUAACAAGGGUAACAACAAAGAGACUAAUAAAACGCCUGUACAUUUAUUCAGAGGGAUGACCAAAUCCAAAGUGAGAUAUACUGUGGAAUAAGUUCAAUUAAGUUCGAUAGACUUUAUUCAUCCCGAGGGGAUCAAUGCUGGCAGGCAUAGGAUGAGUUGUUGUUGGUGGCGGAAGUCUUCUGCAUUCCAUGUGUUUCAUUCAGAAGCAUACCCUUGUGAACAGUAUAAAUGGUUGGGUGCAGAAUUCAGGAUGUGAAAAGAACGGUUUGGAGACACAAAGGACAUUAGAGAUGAUCAUUAGAGAUGAUCUUACUAUCAUUGGCAGUAUUCAAAUGUUGAUGAGUAGAUCUGGAUGAUGAUUAUGAUACUGUACCAUAAAAAAACAAUGAUGGACUCUGUUAUAUAGUUGUUUUGUUUAAUUUUUUUGUUUUUAUAAAUUGAGUUGAAGGAAGUUAUACCUCAGGAAAACAAAACUCAGAGACAUACUUGGUAUCUGUUAUUGUAUCUUUUGAUGACAGCCCUUGAUGACAAUUGUAUCGGACUAUUUCCUGUUAUAUCUUGUGUCGGACAUUUUGAAAAUGUGUAAAA